GAGCAUCUGCUAAAGUUGACCUGGAACGGAAUGUCAAAUACAACCAGACAAGAUCUAGAACACCAGCUGAAUUGCUGUGGAUUUAUGAAUGAUACAGAGAAUAUUGCCACCUACUUGACUGAUCAUUUAUUGUGUAAAGAACACUGCAAACCAAAAGGUUGUAAAACUUGUGGGAAUGUCAUGCUGACACAUUCUGGUCAGGCUCUAAGGAUUCUGGGUGGAGUAGGGCUUUUCUUCAGCUUCACUGAGGUUUCUCAUCAAUUCCACUGAACCAUUGCAGUUCUUUGUUCUGGGUGUGAAAUCCUAAAGCGCUCAGGUGCUGCAUAGUCCUGCUCUAGGCAAUAGUCCUGCCUUGGACAUUCUGGUUCUUCUUUAAUAAAUUUCUUUACACAAGUAUUUCUCUAAAAUAUAUAGACAACACUCUGAAAAUCUAGUUCUUUGGCAGUUUUCC
Chiloscyllium plagiosum (whitespotted bambooshark) is the source of this 451-nucleotide messenger RNA. NCBI's taxonomy places the organism in Eukaryota, Metazoa, Chordata, Chondrichthyes, Orectolobiformes, Hemiscylliidae. The record is from RefSeq and is a predicted model, not a curated record.